UUCAUUCCUGAUGUUACAGAUAUGUCAAGCGUGCUAAACUUUUUCUGGAUUAACUUUUCACAACGCUGGCUAAACUAGAAGUUGUAUCUAAACACAGGAGCUAGAUAUAUUUAAUUUGUUGUGUUUAGAAAUAUUCUCGGAGAAGCUUCUUCAUUUAUCACGAGACACAUUCAAGACAAUAUUGUCAGUGGAGGGGAAUAACGUUACAGAAGUUUUCGUCCAUAUGCUAUUUGGCCUAUCAACCGCUAGUUUCUUAUCCUAGCUGUUAGAUGUCAUAUGUAACUUGAGCCAACUAACGUUAGCAUAUCUAGAACUAAUAGUAGCGUCCGUUGAGUCGGUAACAUCACAUUACCAACGUUGGUUUUCAUGGUCAGUCAGAGAAAGAUGCUUGAAUGUAGUUUACCCGAAUACAGUAACGUUACACUCUUGCUUUAUGCCACUAGCAUCUUGAAGUUAGCUAUACAGUUUACGUUAUGAAGAUGUAUGUGAGUGAUGAUGGCUAAAAAGGAUCAGGUUACAAACAAUAACGUUAUUUCACGUUUAACAGGCUUGCUAGCUAUAACGUGUAUUUAGCCUAAGCACUUCGCGCUGCUUUAAUUAACCUGAAGCAGCUGCACAACUUUUGGGGUUGGAAAACAAUUCAAAGUUAAACUUACUGCUAAUGCCAAACCAUGGAACUUUACCAUGUAUUGGAGAUGAUAGGAGAGGGCUCCUUUGGUCGAGUUUACAAAGGCCGACGAAAGUACAGCGGGCAGGCGGUGGCGCUCAAGUUCAUACCAAAAGUGGGUCGCUCAGAGAAGGAGCUUCGCAGCCUCAAAAGAGAAAUUGAAAUCAUGAGAGGACUGAGACAUCCCAACAUAGUAUUGCUCUUGGACAGCUUCGAGACUGACAGAGAGGUGGUUGUAGUUACAGAAUAUGCUGAAGGGGAGCUGUUCCAAAUACUGGAAGAUGAUGGCAGCUUACCUGAGAGCCAGGUACGUGCAAUUGCCUGCCAGUUGGUGUCUGCCCUGUACUACUUGCACUCCCAUCGAAUUCUUCAUCGAGACAUGAAGCCGCAGAACAUCUUACUCGGGAAAGGAGGAGUUGUGAAGCUGUGCGAUUUCGGCUUUGCCCGUGCUAUGAGUGUGUCCACUCUGGUGCUGACCUCCAUAAAGGGAACGCCACUAUACAUGUCACCAGAGCUGGUGGAGGAGAAGCCUUACGACCACACGGCUGACCUCUGGUCCCUGGGCUGCAUCCUGUACGAGCUCCACACCGGAGUGCCCCCUUUCUACACAAACUCCAUCUUCCAGCUGGUGCAGCUGAUCGUCAAGGAUCCCGUGAAGUGGCCGGAGACCAUGAGCCCGGGCUGCACGAACUUCUUACAAGGUUUGUUGACAAAGGAUCCCCAGAGAAGGCUGUCAUGGCCUCACCUGCUUCAGCACCCGUUUGUUGCUGAUGGAGUCCUAGUGCUCUCGGACGAAGGUUCAUCCAGUCCGCUGACGGUCACUCCCAGUCCAGAUGUGCAGGCCCAGAAGCAGCUGCAGACUGCCGAGAGGACGGCGCCCUCCGCUGGGGAGAGCAGGCUGCUGCGCAAAGCCAGGGAGCAGAGGGACAAGGAGAGGAGAGUCAGACAGGAUCAGAUGGGAACGUCUAAAGCGGUUCCACCAAAUCAGAGCCGCUCCAGAACUGCACCAGCUGGGAAAACCUCCUCUGACAACCCCACCACCGCCUGCCCCCAGUCACAAGCAAAUAGCACAAGGGUCAUAAGGGUGCACUCAGCCCCGAGUAAAGGUCAGAUCAGCAGGGACUACGAACGGGAGUUCCCCUUGGUGGAGGUCGGCCCCAGGCAACUGCUGAAGCGCUCCGGGUCAAAACAAAGCAACCUGGGCUCCGUGCGGAUGGACAGCGAGGACAUUGACAGUGAUGAAGAAUGGCAGAAGUUUGCCGAAGUGACUGAUUGGACAUGUCAGGUUUUGGCCGACUCCAAUAUCUUAUCCCGCCUGAAGGGAAAACUGCUUGCUUCCAAAGAAAAGCUGCUGGAUGGGAUGUUGGAAGGUGCGAGUCAGACUCGGGAACCCCUCCAGGUUCUGAGGAACGUUUUGAUCUCUGACCCGGAGCAAGCCCGCCACGUUUGUCUGGAAGUUGGUCUGCCACACUUCCUGUUUGAUCUCAUUGAGGAUGUUCUUGGCAACACAGUAGUCCUGCAGGCCUGGAGUGGAGCAGUUCUGGGAGACCUGAUGACCGUGCUGCUGGUGUUCUGGGAAAGAUAUCCGGACUGGGAAGUCGCAGGCAGGAGACUGGAAGAUCUCUCCAAGCUGUUCCUCCCUGUGUUGCUGCGUCCCGGCCCACACCCUCUGGUGCCUCUAUCAGCCUCAGUUUUGACCCUUUUCACACACCGUGGUGUGCAUGUGGAGGUUGGGAUGGACAGGCUGAUGGUCAUGUUGAAACAUUUGAUGACAGACCCUGAGGAGUUCUACCACCCCCCACCCCCCCACUGGGGCAUCUGUGACGGCCUGCUCUCGCUGUUGCUCUAUACCGUCUCAGAGGGUGAAGCAGACUCUUUGUCUGCCCUGUUGGACUCUGAUGUUUGGUGCCAUCUAUGGGUAAAAGUGGGAACCUCACUGGAAAAAACAACCAAGACGAACUUGGUGUCGCACAAUGGACUGCGUGAUCUCCUGUCUCUGGCCACGGUCGCCUUCAGCCAUGAGCCGUACAGCUGUGUCCCCCUGCUCUCCGACAGCUCGACCGCCUGCGUGUCCACCCUCAGCCAUCUGCUGGACGCUCGCCGCGGCGAGCGGACUGGCAGCAGAGGCGGCGGGUUCUGGGGCGACGCGGGCGACAACGCCGGCGCCAACAGCCUCCCUGUGAUGAGCUGCCACCUGCUCUGCUUCCCCUUUGCCCUCGAGUUGUCUCCCGAGAAGAUGGCACAGAUCCUCCAGUGCUAUCACAGCGCCAGUGUCGUCAAGGGUCUUGUGCAGGUUAUCCAGUCCUUGCCCCCCUCCUCCCGGCUGGAGCUGCCCCUCACCUUGCUGUGCCGUCUGGCGCUGUGCGACCCUCAGCGCGCCGUGCCCAGCUUCACCGCCGCGGCCUGGGACCGAGGCUUCUUCGCCCCGCCCGGGGACGCCGGACCGACACCGACGAGGACCGAGCCGAGCCAGGACCGGUCUCGGCGGCCAGGGAGCGGAGGGGACCGUUUCACACACGACCCGCUUUCCACGGAGAGCGGCAAGGAGCGGUCGACGGACAGCAGGACGAGGGGAAACGGCGGUCAACACCCGCCGAAAGACCGGACACAGCAGGCCACGGGGAGGGCAGAGCAAAUGUGGGGAGGAGACGGUGCGUCCAUCAAAGACAGCCUUGACCAGCACAGUGUCCACGUAGAGGAGAUUACGGACAGUUUAGAGAGCUCAAACCUACUCGGUGAGCACAGAGCCCAAGUUAAGCGGACCCAGACCCAGGUCAGCGUUGGUUUAAACCAGUCCAGAACCGUAGAUCACCCCACAGGGAAGACCCACACAGCGAACGCCACGGGGGCGGGAGACCAGCCCGCGGAGGCCGCUCGGGUGCGGACGGCCAGCGCUCUCCUGUCGCUGCUCCUGGAGGACGUGUCUCUGUCGGGCUGCGCGGCCGAGCUGGUCUCCCUGCUGUCGCAGGUGGCGCGCAGCUCCCUCCGUGCCUCGCUGCUCCUGGUGCCCCUGGAGCCCUCAGCGCUGCGCUGCGCCCUGGCCCACCCGGAGGACAGCGUCCGGGCCGCCGCCUGCAGCCUGCUGGGCAACCUGGACCCUCUGGCGGGGCGGCCCGCCUCGGAAGGGGACGACGCCCGUGGCCUGGGUCUGACCGUGCCGGCCGUCCUGCUGGAGGACCUGGUGGAUUGCUUGCGCGACCCGUCUCCGUCGGUGAGGAAGCGGGCGUGCCGGGCGGUGGGCACGUGGCUGGGGCUGAUCGCGCUGGCGGUGCCCGGGGAAGGGACGUCAGGUCAGUCCCACGAGAAGACACUGGACAGAGCAGGAGGCUCGAGCGGCGGCGGCGGCGGCUCUGGGUGGACGGAGGGAUGGAGGGAGGGAUGGACGGAGGCGGCGCUGGGCGCGGUGGCACCUCUGGCGUCGCUGCUCCGCGACCCGGACGCCCUGACGCGGCAGCACAGCUGCUCGGCGCUAGGCAACGCCGCCAGGCUCCGCGGGGCGAGGAGCGCGCUGCGGGACGCCGACGCCCGGCGACUGCUCCUGCACGCCACCCAGGCCGACUCCCAGCAUGCCGUGCAGCGGGCGGCCGCCGCAGCCCUGGGCCUGUUCCAACAGCAGGACGCACAGCAGCAGCAGCAGCAGCAGGCUGUGAAAUCCCUGCAUGCCUGCAACAUCCUAUGCCACACGGCCUCAGACUGUCCCGCCACUAGAUGAUCAUGAUCACUGACUGCAUGUUGAAAAUGGAGAAGGUUCUCUUCAGCCGAUCGAAGACAAACCAGCGCUUCUUCCAGGACUUGAUCUUGCCGCCCAUUUUGACGAGAUGCCCCUUGCACAUCUUUUCGCUCACGAUGACAUAGGGACAGGUGUCCACGCAGUGGCC
Molecule: messenger RNA, 4545 nt
Organism: Sardina pilchardus (European sardine)
Lineage: Eukaryota; Metazoa; Chordata; Actinopteri; Clupeiformes; Clupeidae
Gene: stk36
Product: serine/threonine kinase 36 (fused homolog, Drosophila)
Exons: 22
Coding region: 672-4379 (1235 amino acids)
Biological process (GO): protein phosphorylation
Cellular component (GO): cytoplasm
Molecular function (GO): ATP binding; protein kinase activity
Source: RefSeq, a predicted model, not a curated record